AUGGUGCUGUCCAAGUUGUUCGUCACCGUUAGCACAUCAAUUGCCACCGUCCUGAUCUAUGUACUUAUCGCCGGCUACCGUCAACGCUCUAGAAUCUAUCGUCUACAACAACAAGGCGUUGCCAUAGCCGAUGGAUGGAGCUGGUGGUUUGGCCAUCUUCUUGUCCUCAACAAGAAAUUGAGAACGUUGCCGCAUGACGCAAACAUAUUCAUGGUGAUGGACGAUGUCAUCAACAAACACGAAGAUACAGGAUAUUUUGUCAUGGACUACUGGCCUAUGUUUCAGCCCGUCCUGCUGACCUUUAGCCCCGAGAUUGCGACACAGGUGUCAAGCAGACGCGAUUUUCCCAAGCCUGCUGAUCAAGAAAAUUCCUUCCGACCGAUCAUCGGGGGCCCAAGUCUUAUCACCAUGCACGAGACGCAAUGGAAGUUCUGGAGAUCGCUUUUCAACAAUGGGUUCAGUGCAUCGCACAUGCUGAGUCUUGUUCCCAGUUUAGUCGAUACCGUAGAUAUCUUCUGUGAGCAAUUGUUUGCAAACGUAGAUGGGGAUAUAUUCUUCCUGGACGAUAUGGCCAUGCAGCUAACUAUGGAUAUCAUUAUAAAGACAACUCUCGAUAUUGACUUGGAUAAUCAGCGGGCUGAACAUCAGCUCUCCCAUGCGUUGAAUACUAUUCUGGACUGGCACUCGUUCUGGGACCCGCGGAUUCUCCUCAAUCCUCUAAGACUUCCGGUUCAGUGGUACUAUGGUCGUUGUAUGGAUGGUUUCAUAAAGGCGCAAUUACAGAGACGGUUUGAAGAAAUGAAAUCGGAGCGCAGCGCUUCUACCUCCAGCCAGAUCAAGAAGGCCAAAUCUGUCAUCGCACUCGCUCUCGAAGAACACAUGUCUCUGAAGUAUAAGGAGGGCAAACAGGCUUCCGAUGAUUUGAAACUUGAUCCGCAGUUCGCAAAUAUCGCUGCAAAUCAAAUUCGAAUGUUCUUAUUCGCGGGAAAUGAUAGCACAGCUACGACUCUGGUGUAUACCUACCACCUGCUUUCACAAAAUCCGGUGGCUCUCGCUAAACUCAGAGAAGAGCACGCUUUAGUAUUUCAUUCAUCCGAAGCCGGAGAUCAGCUAAGAGAAGACCCAUCCCUCAUUAAUCAAUGUCCAUACACUCUAGCUGUUAUCAAAGAAGCCCUUCGUUUGUUCCCUGCUUCGUCAGCAAUUCGAGAUGGCAUUGUGGAAUUUGUCCCGGAACGCUGGCUUGUCGGACCUGGACAUCCUUUGUACCCCAAAUCACCAUUGACUUCAUACCGACCGUUUGAGCACGGAACUCGAAACUGUAUUGCCCAGACGCUUGUGUAUAACGAGUUACGUGUAGCACUCAUCAUGACUGCCCGGAAAUUCGAUAUCAAGCCUGCUUAUGAAGAGUGGGAUUGCCGAGAAAAGAGCAGACAAGGAAUUUUUGUAACCAUGAUGGAAACGUUGGGCUUGAAGGGGGAACAGUACAAGACUGUUCUAGGCGAGCGUGCUUAUCAAACGAGCAGGUCGGGCGCACAUCCUGCGGAUAGGUAUCCAUGCCGUGUGAGUCUUGCGCAGGGCUAGUCUGUGGUGUUCAUAUACAAAGGUUCAACCAAUAUAGAAACUCGUCCGGUUUCACUCGUUUUCGUCGCUAUCAAUUUCAAUUUCAACUUCCAUUGAAUGAAAUCAGUGUACAACUGAAAAGUCGAACCCCUACAAAAAGAGGAUGAGAAAGAGCUAUGAACAUAUACUGUGCA
Messenger RNA from Aaosphaeria arxii CBS 175.79, 1754 nucleotides. Its product is annotated as cytochrome P450. The transcript is spliced from 3 exons. Lineage: Eukaryota; Fungi; Ascomycota; Dothideomycetes; Pleosporales. The coding region runs from base 1 to 1581 and encodes 526 amino acids. The record is from RefSeq and is a predicted model, not a curated record. Gene Ontology annotation, molecular function: heme binding; oxidoreductase activity, acting on paired donors, with incorporation or reduction of molecular oxygen; iron ion binding.